This is a messenger RNA of Pogonomyrmex barbatus (red harvester ant), 1014 nucleotides long. It is a transcript of the gene Cpsf5, whose product is annotated as cleavage and polyadenylation specificity factor subunit 5. Gene Ontology annotation, molecular function: mRNA binding. Gene Ontology annotation, cellular component: mRNA cleavage factor complex. Gene Ontology annotation, biological process: mRNA 3'-end processing. Lineage: Eukaryota; Metazoa; Arthropoda; Insecta; Hymenoptera; Formicidae. The record is from RefSeq and is a predicted model, not a curated record.
GUCGUCGGCGUCCAUUGCUACUCUGCUCACGAUCGUUCGUGGGGUUUGUGCUCCGCUCAACAAACACAAAAAUGGCGAUGGCGACGAGUCAAGUCAAAGGCAGCGGGUGGCCGCGGAGGGCGAGCAACAGUUCAUUCGAGGGCAAGGUUGUGCAGAAUCAGUCGGUUACUAUCAACAGGACCGUCAAUUUAUAUCCUUUGACAAACUAUACAUUUGGAACAAAAGAGCCACUCUUCGAGAAAGACCCAUCAGUACCAGCAAGAUUUCAGCGUAUGCGAGAUGAAUUUGACAAGAUUGGUAUGCGGAGAAGCGUAGAAGGCGUCCUACUGGUACAUGAGCAUGGAUUGCCACAUGUUCUUCUUCUACAACUCGGUACAACAUUCUUCAAAUUACCUGGUGGAGAACUCAAUGCAGGAGAAGAUGAGGUAGAGGGCCUAAAACGGCUCCUUACAGAGACCUUCGGACGACAGGAUGGGGUGAAGCAAGAGUGGGUGAUAGAAGACACAAUUGGAAAUUGGUGGCGUCCAAACUUUGAACCACCUCAGUACCCAUAUGUGCCACCACACAUCACGAAACCAAAGGAGCACAAGAGAUUAUUUCUCGUGCAGCUACAAGAAAAAGGUAUGACAAGUCAAAGUUCUGACAUAUUAAUUGAUUCUAAUGAUGUAUAUAUUUACUUGUUAUUUUUAUACUUAGCUCUUUUUGCGGUACCGAAGAAUUACAAAUUAGUUGCUGCACCGUUAUUCGAAUUAUAUGAUAAUUCACAAGGUUACGGCCCCAUAAUCUCAUCUUUACCACAAUCUCUGUGCAGGUUUAAUUUCAUCUAUAUGUGAAACUAGAAUUAAAAGGACAAGACCGAAAUAUUCUGUUUAAUUUAAUAAAAUCUAUUAGAAAUUUAAUAAAUAGAUAUGUAUGAAACGACGGACGGUUUGUGGGAAACUUCAGGUCUGCCUAUAACGCAUAUGUAUAUGACGCAUUGCGAAUUAAACCAUUUUUUAAGUAGUAUUUAUGUAA